AUGGUCGUCGCCGACGAGUCACCUUCUCAUGCGGCUGGGUCAGCGCUCAUCACCCACGGGAAGAAGGGAGGUAACGAGAAGGGAGGUGACGGGAAGGAAGGCAAUCGCACACACCGUGCCCGCUCGAGUUUUCGUUCCCCUGGGGCCUGGCGAAGGCCUGCUUUAAUGGCCGUGCGGGCCGGGCUGGAAAGGAGGGUAAUCAACCCUGUUUUCACCAUUGAUAAGCUUAAGAUUAUGACAAAAACAAUGCUGGAUUUUGCCGAGAACAUGGCCAGUGAGUUGGAAGCUGAAGCAUCCCGAAACGAGAACGGAGAAACAAAAGUGGAUAUAAACAAACACUUCAGCGAUCCAACAGUUGACAACAUUGCCUAUGCCAUCUUUGGAAACAGUUACGAGUUAGAUAUCUCCCAACCCAAGCGAAUCGGUGAAAAUGGAUGCUUGAAAGGAGGCUCAAGAGCUUACUCAGGCAGAUCAUACAGCCACGCCAAGCAAGGAGGGAAGCAAGUGGGUGGUCUCAGCUUGAGCAUGGAGGAGAUCAUACAUGAGUGCAAGCUCUUCUUCUUCGCCGGUCAUGAGAACACAGCCCUUCUCCUCACUUGGUCAGUGUAUCUGCUCGGUAUAUACCCUGAGUGUCAAGAAAGGCUCCGGAAGGAGAUGACAAUGGUGUUGUUUGAGACCUUGAGGCUCUACUCGCCUGCCCUCUUCAUGCAAAGGAAGACCUUGGCCGACAUGACCGUGGGGUCGAUAAAGCUGCCCAAAGGCACAGCAAUUGUGAUACCUAUUCCGAUCAUGCAUCGAGACAAGGAUGCUUGGGGCGACGACGCGGCCGAGUUCAAUCCGAUGAGAUUUGAGAACGGGAUCUCGGGAGCAGCGAAAGUUCCUCACGGCCUGCUGGCGUUCUCAAUGGGACCAAGGAAUUGCAUCGGCCAGAACUUUUCGAUGCUGGAAGCCAAAUCGACGCUGGCACUGAUGCUCCAGAAGUUCUCCUUCGCUCUCUCCCCUGACUAUGUGCAUGCGCCCGUCGAUCUCUUCACUCUCAAACCUAAGUUUGGUCUUCCCAGUAAAAUAGGAGCCGGAACCAGAGCACUUGAGAGCUAUGCCAAAUGA
Molecule: messenger RNA, 1107 nt
Organism: Miscanthus lutarioriparius
Lineage: Eukaryota; Viridiplantae; Streptophyta; Magnoliopsida; Poales; Poaceae
Source: the annotation of a GenBank genome assembly